Molecule: messenger RNA, 1841 nt
Organism: Lathyrus oleraceus (garden pea)
Lineage: Eukaryota; Viridiplantae; Streptophyta; Magnoliopsida; Fabales; Fabaceae
Exons: 8
Coding region: 292-933 (213 amino acids)
Source: RefSeq, a predicted model, not a curated record
CGUAAGCAAACCCUUGAAAUAGCUGCCGUUUUCUUUUUUCUUAGUCUCGUUACUAUAUCACACUUCUGCCGUUUUCUCUUUUUCUUAGUCUCGUAAGCAAAUCACACUUCUGCCGUUUUCUCUUUUUCUUAGACUCAGCAAACCGGUUGAAAUCGCUGCCGGAGUUAUUCAUUGUCGCAAUAAAAAAGCAAUUUACCGGCGAUUAACUUCCGUCGCACCACGAUUCCCGAUUUCGCGUUAAAGCCAUUCAAUUGACGGCACAGUAGAAAUCUCACACAACAAGACUCAACAAUGCUGGGAUUUUCAUAUGGAGAAAUAUUCUUAUUGCUGGGAGCCACUGCGGCUCUGCUUGGUCCAAAGGAUUUGCCAAUCAUAACCAGAACAGCUGGGAGGAUGGCUGGCCGGGCUAUUGCAUAUGUACAAUUGGCCCGGGGACACCUUGGAUCUGUUAUACAGCAAUCUCAAGCUCGCCAGCUUCAUAACGAACUUCGGGAUAUGAUGGCACAAGUAGAUGCUAUUCAACAUGAAGUUCGAAGUCUAUCAUUCAUAAAUCCUGGCCCUUUAACUCGGAGGCUUGAUAAUCUCGACCAGCCAUCCAUCAUAAAUGGUGGAUAUGCAAACAACAGGAUACCGGAAGGUGCUGGGGUGAAUCUCUCAAUAUCGUCUCUUACCAAGGAUUCAACUCCAUUGCCAUCCAAUUCAUUCAAUAUUCAAAGCAAAGCAACUACUUAUGCCAGGUUGGCCGAGGCCCCUUCCAUCAAGAAUGGUUCAUUGGCAAGUAGUGCUGAAGUUGAGAAGAUUAAAGAUGGUCUGCAGCUUAUUGUCAUGCCAGUUUCUGCUGAAAGUACUGGACUCUUACCAAAUCGUGGUGGAGCUGAUGUGAAAGGAUCUGACAUAGUUCAAGAAGCAAUUUUGGAAGCAGAGAUUUGGUAAUGAAGGUGAUAAGCAAAGAUCUGAUUGUCUCAAAGUGCAAUUUUGCCAUUCUGAUGGUGACCUUUUUACACUUCUCUCUGUGUACAAAGAAUGGGAGGCUCUGCCUCAAGAGAGGAGGAAUAAGUGGUGUUGGGAAAAUAGCAUCAAUGCUAAAUCUAUGAGGAGAUGCCAAGACACAGUUUUCGAGUUAGAAUCUUUUCUAGAGCGUGAACAUGGCUUUGUUGUUCCAAGUUACUGGCGUUGGGAUCCUCAUACACCUUCUGUUCAUGAUAAGAAUAUGAAAAAGGUUAUACUGGCCUCACUUUCUGAAAAUGUAGCCAUGUUUUCUGGACGCAAUCAACUUGGUUAUGAAGUAGCGCAAACUGGACAACAUGUUCAACUGCAUCCAUCUUCUUCCUUGCUCGUGUUUGCUCAGAAGCCUAGUUGGGUGGUUUUCGGUGACCUUCUCUCAGUGUCUAAUGUCUGGUCUGUGUUAGUGCUGUUGAGUUUCAAUCAUUAUACGACCUUCAACCCCCUCCCUCGUUUGAUGUAUCCAAGAUGGAAGAACGGAAGUUGCAAACUAAGACAUUGACUGGUUUUGGCAGUAUUCUUCUCAAAAGAUUUUGUGGGAAAUCCAACAGUAAUUUGCUUGGUCAUGUUUCACGUAUUAGGAAAGCUUGUUUGGAUGAAAGAAUCUUUGUUGAAGUGAACGUUGACGAGAAUCUCAUCCAGUUAUAUGCCGCUUCACACGAUAUGAAUACAGCUACUAUGUUGGUGAGUGAUGUUUUAGAAUACGAGAAAAAGAGGUUACGCACAGAAUGUAUGGAAAAAUGUUUGUAUCACGGGUCUGGUUCUGCAUCACCUAUGGCUUUGUUUGGGUCUGGUGCUGAGAUAAAGCAUCUGGAACUCGAGAAGCAUUCCCUGAGUGU